AUGCUUCGCUCGCCCUUUGUAUUAUCUCCGAUCAUUCCAAUAACCGUCGAGGCUCUUGCCCCCAACGAUCCUCGCGUGGAACACAAGAAACUCUGCGUCGAAGAGGGGAUCACAUAUCACUAUAUGGUGGCCAACCCCCCGACCAAGCCCAGCGCAACUGUUCUGCUUCUUCACGGCUGGCCUGAUCUUGGGAUGGGCUGGCGCUACCAGGUGCCCUGCCUCCUGUCACUCAACCAGCAAGUUCUCAUUCCUGAUCUCCUGGGCUAUGGGCGGACCUCCGCCCCCUCUUCGCCGUCGACGUACACUCUCAAGCGCAUGGCCAGCCACAUCGCGGCGCUGAUCCGAACCACGACUGACACGCCAGGAGCCUUCCUCGCGUGGCGGAUUGCCCUCUACUUUCCCGAGUUGGUGCGCGGUCUCGUCAGCUUCUGCAUCCCCUUCUUUCCGCCGCUGCCCUUCGUGGUCCCCCUGGAGCAGUUCGUCCGCCAGUUUCCGGACUUCGCCUACCAGCUGCAGCUGGCGGGCCUCUAUGCUGAGGCAGCCGCGUCCAGGUCGCCCGCCCACCUCCGUGGAUUCCUGCGCAGCAUGUUCGGUGGGGUGACAUCCGGGGGCGAGCCGGGGUUCGACGUCCGCGUCGGCGUGAUCGCGGAGCGCCUGCCACAGUUCGGACCCUCCCCGUUGGUGGAGGAGGAGAUACUGGACUUUUAUGAGUAUUCCCGGACGGGUCUGCACGGCCCGAUGAACUGGUACCGCACGCGCAUCCUCAACGGCGAGGACGAAGUGCAUCUGGCGGAGGCGCAGUCGACCUUCGCGCUGGCGAUCCCGGCCAUGAUCGUCAUGGCAGGCCAGGAUCCCGCCCUGCCACCCCGUCUUCUCGACGGCCAGGACGCCUUCUUCCCCGCCGGCCUGCAGACAAGGGUUAUCCCCGACGCCUCGCACUGGGUGCUAAUUCACCACCCGGCCGAAGCGAAUAACUGCAUUAGCGAGUUCCUGGCCAACGUGCUAGACAGCACUGUCGAUAUUGAUCUUCCCAGGAAACCACCAGCUUCAGCGCCCGUCCCUUCGUCCUCCCAGUUCUAG
Molecule: messenger RNA, 1080 nt
Organism: Aspergillus brunneoviolaceus CBS 621.78
Lineage: Eukaryota; Fungi; Ascomycota; Eurotiomycetes; Eurotiales; Aspergillaceae
Product: alpha/beta hydrolase
Exons: 5
Coding region: 1-1080 (359 amino acids)
Molecular function (GO): hydrolase activity
Source: RefSeq, a predicted model, not a curated record